Molecule: messenger RNA, 1053 nt
Organism: Rhagoletis zephyria (snowberry fruit fly)
Lineage: Eukaryota; Metazoa; Arthropoda; Insecta; Diptera; Tephritidae
Source: RefSeq, a predicted model, not a curated record
AUGCCGGGCACAAUCAGCAACCUGCGCAUAGCCCUCUCCUCAAAGAAGCCCAAUGUGCCCUCGACGAUGCUGGCGACGAUAGCGGCCGCCAAUGGACUGAACAUCAACAUGGACGCCAUCCGGCCGCACAAGUGCCACUGGCCUGACUGCAAGUUCGCCACCAAGGACCGAAAGACGCUGCGCACCCAUAUGCGAAUCCACACCAAGGAGAAGCCCUUCAAGUGCUCAUUCCCCAACUGCAGCUACGAAACGGGUGAUCCGUCGAACUACCGAAAGCACAAACGACGACACAUUGCGCACACCAUUUUUGCCUGCGACUUUGACGGCUGCAACUUUACCACGAACAAACCCGACUUUAUGCAGAGCCACAUUGCCAUCCACAAGGGACUGAAGCCCUUCCUCUGCGACUUUGAGAACUGUGCCUCCUCCUUCUACACUCGCUCAAAGUUGGAAGCCCACCGGCGCAAGCACCUGGCAUCGGGUGAAUUUCCAAUGUCACUGGCGCACAUAGACGAGAAGGACAAGCCCAUUGUGUGCACGUACCCCAACUGCGGCAAGCGAUUCAUCAACGCCGCCGGCCUAGCCAGCCAUGAAGUGACGCACCUGGCGACGCACAACAAGUACGGCGCAUUUCUGGCAGAGCACGAACGCGAGAAGCCGGUCGUCUGCAACUUUCCCAACUGUGGCAAGCGCUUCCUCAACACCGCCGGUCUGGCCGGCCACGAGGUGACCCAUCGCAACUUUAUCAGCCAGAACAUGGGCGCCAUCUUUAAGAAUCUGAGCUUCAAUCAGCUGAAGACACUGGGCAUCUUCUCGGUGGCCAAUGCCAAGGGAGGCGGAGGAGGAGGGGGUGGUGGUGGUUCGGGCGCCUCUUCAGUCGGCGGCGGUGGGCCGCAGUCCUCGCAGUCGAGCAGCGGCGCCAACAGCAACAGCAGCUCGCCCAGUCCCCAGCAGAUGCAGCAGUACCAACAGGCGAUGCUGGCCGCACAAAAGUCAGCCGAAGAACAUUCGACAAAGGAGGCCAAUGGACAGGUCAUCGUACUCGACAUUUGA